AUGGUCGCUGAAACAGCCAAGAAAGGAAAUAUUGACAACGACCAUGUGACAUCUGAACCGCCGUCCAACACUCGAAAACGGAAGUCAAAUCCUAAGUUGUUUAAAAAGUUCGUAAGAAAGCAAAAAGUUAUGAAGGGGGAACAACAUGUUUUAGAUAUAGGCAGACGAUAUAGUUCAUAUAGCGAAGAAUCACAACAAAAUGCAGGUAUUAGUAAACAUAAGGAGAGGAAAAAGAUAAGGAUGACAGUAAAUAUCAAGAAAAGAAAUAACAUACAAAGAAAAAUCAAAAUGAAACUAUUUAUCGUCUUGGCAGCUAUCAUAUUAAGUGCUAGUGCUUUGUCACUCAACGACCAUUGGGAAAACUUUAAAGUUGACAUUCCAACUCCAACUAACCCUGACAUUCAAAUAUGUAAUGGAAGAUGGCCUAUUAGCAAAAGCCGAAGUAUUUGCCAAUGA
This is a messenger RNA of Diabrotica balteata, 456 nucleotides long. NCBI's taxonomy places the organism in Eukaryota, Metazoa, Arthropoda, Insecta, Coleoptera, Chrysomelidae. The record is from the annotation of a GenBank genome assembly.